AUGGAGGGCCAGUAUACCGCAACUGAUCUUUUGCGGCAGUCUCUGACGCAUAGUCUGCAUGGCAGCCAAAGCACUAAGAUGCAGCAUGACGAUGACCACGAACACAUUGGUUCCGCCUCAUCCACCCCACCCAACGGUACGGCAACGCCGCGACCAGACCUCCACGACAAGCGACUGCCCGGGCUGUCGAGUUAUUUUGCGCAGGUUCGUGACUCCAUGCGCUCCAACAAACCUUCCGCAGAAUCCGUCGCUCCUGCAAAUGCAACUGCACCUGCACCUGCACAUUCCCAAGAAAGCACAGAAGCGACACCCAGCGCGCUGGCAGGAGCAUCGCUAGAGCCGCUCGGCGAGACCGAGAACCAGAAGCUCGGGUCACCGCCGCUUCUGCCACAUGAAAAAAUCACACCUCCACCCCCUCCCCAACAACAGCACGCCUACCCCACGCCUCCGCUGUCCAACUCCUCAUCAUUUCUCGCCAUGGGUGACGUCGAGGCCAGCUCCGACGGCUCGACUGUGGCUGCAUCUCUCUCGCGCCUGCCCUCGGUGGCGUGCACGGAGAAUGGGCAGCCGCAGUCCACACUGCCGUCCCAGCUCUGCCGGGAUACGUUGUCCAAAUUCACCAGCCUGAGCAUCUCCCAGCCCGCGAUCUCCGCCCACAUCACCAGCCCCUCUGCAGAUCUUUCACGUGCUGCUUCCAUUAGCGCUGCUUCCGUACCACAAUCCCCAAUCUCUCACUCACAGCGCCUGGAGAAUGCGGUGCUGACAAGCCAUGCUGCUCAGAACACCCCUCCUCACACCCCGCGAACUGGCUCGUACGUCAUGAAAUCGAAAGACGACGAGGUUGCAAACGUGCCACAUGCGAACAACAAGACGAGCCGCUCCAGCUCCGGCGGCUCCCGCGCACAUUCGCCUUCGCUCCGGCAGGCAAGAGGGCAAUUGGAGGUCAGCAUAGAAGAGGCGCGGGGUAUUCGCCCAGCCGUGGACCCAUAUGUCGUGUGCAUCUUUCAGCUGAAUGAGGACAUCUCUGGCGGACCAAAAGAGGACGAAAUGGACACUGCGGUGGAGAAUGAGCCCGCAGAGGAGAGUCUUGUCAAGGGUGUGGCGAUGAAGCGGUUGGGCAGUGGCUCUGGGACACCCAUGGCGAUUCCAGGCUUGAAGAGUCGCCAAACGAGCCAGACAAACAUUGCGGGCAUGAGGCGGGGUUCCAACAACGUCAAGCCUGGCCAUGUGGAGACAACCGAUCCGAUCUGGCGGCACAAGACUACGUUUGAUGUGGUGGGUGAGAACAAUGAGAUUGACAUCUCCGUGUACGACCGAGCGAACAACGAAUCCUUCAUCGGUCACGUUCGGUUACCACUCAACCUCGACGACUACGAGCACCAGCAUGAGGACUGGUACAAGCUGCGAUCUCGAGAGGGCCGUAAUGAAACGGUCACAGGCGAGAUCCAUCUCCGCAUUGCCUUCCAUGUGGCAGGCAAGAGGACGUUUGGCCCAGACGACUUCGAAAUCUUGAAGUUGAUUGGAAAGGGAACAUUCGGCCAAGUCUUCCAGGUGAGAAAGAAGGAUACCAAGCGCAUCUAUGCCAUGAAGGUCCUCUCAAAGAAAGUGAUUGUCCAAAAGAAGGAGAUUCAGCAUACCAUAGGAGAGCGCAACAUCCUUGUGCGGACAGCCACGACCGAGUCGCCUUUCAUCGUUGGAUUGAAGUUCUCAUUUCAGACCGCUGCCGAUCUCUACUUGGUCACGGACUACAUGUCCGGCGGCGAGCUCUUUUGGCAUCUUCAGAAGGAAGGUCGUUUUGUCGAGGAGCGGGCAAAGUUCUACAUUGCAGAGCUUAUCCUGGCACUACGACACCUGCAUCAGCACGACAUCGUCUACCGUGAUCUCAAGCCGGAGAACAUCCUGCUGGACGCGAACGGCCACAUCGCACUCUGUGACUUUGGCCUGUCCAAGGCGAAUCUUGCCAAGAACGACACGACCAACACCUUCUGCGGGACCACUGAGUACUUGGCCCCAGAAGUUCUGUUGGACGAGCAGGGUUACACCAAGAUGGUCGACUUCUGGUCCCUGGGAGUGCUCGUCUUCGAGAUGUGCUGCGGUUGGUCACCAUUCUACGCCGAAGACACACAGCAGAUGUACAAGAACAUUGCGUUUGGCAAGGUUCGAUUCCCCAGAGAUGCGCUAUCGGCGGACGGCAGAAGCUUUGUCAAGGGUCUGCUCAAUCGUAACCCGGCACAUCGUCUGGGCGCCAAGCUAGACGCCGAGGAGCUGAUGGCCCAGCCCUUCUUCCACGAUGUGGACUGGGAUCGGCUCAGCAAGAAGCUCUGCCCACCGCCAUUCAAGCCAAAGUUGAAGGGUGAGCUGGACACCAGCAACUUCGAUCCGGAGUUCACCAACGCCCUCGACGCUGGAGGAGAGGGAUCGUCACUGAACGCUAGAGCCGCCGCCCUUGCCAGUGGAAUCAACACUGACAGCACUCCAUUGAGUCCCACGAUGCAGAACCAGUUCAAGGGUUUCACUUUUGUGGACGAGAGUACGCUCGAACAGCAAUUUGGAAACACAGAUCCAGGCAUGGACAGCUCCAUCGACAACAAUCGUCUAUCGCGUACCUUCAGCAAUAAGGCCGGUGAUAGAAUGAGCGGUCUCGAGCCGACCAAUGCGCCCAAUGUCGACGAAGACUUCAACCACGGCAUGCUCGAUGACAUUUGA
This is a messenger RNA of Ramularia collo-cygni, 2706 nucleotides long. Its product is annotated as related to serine/threonine-protein kinase sck1. The transcript has 2 exons. Gene Ontology annotation, molecular function: ATP binding; protein serine/threonine kinase activity. The coding region runs from base 1 to 2706 and encodes 901 amino acids. Lineage: Eukaryota; Fungi; Ascomycota; Dothideomycetes; Mycosphaerellales; Mycosphaerellaceae. Gene Ontology annotation, biological process: protein phosphorylation. The record is from RefSeq and is a predicted model, not a curated record.